Molecule: messenger RNA, 2280 nt
Organism: Aspergillus lentulus
Lineage: Eukaryota; Fungi; Ascomycota; Eurotiomycetes; Eurotiales; Aspergillaceae
Gene: cat2
Product: bifunctional catalase-peroxidase Cat2
Biological process (GO): hydrogen peroxide catabolic process; cellular response to hydrogen peroxide
Cellular component (GO): cytosol
Molecular function (GO): heme binding; catalase activity
Source: RefSeq, a predicted model, not a curated record
AUGACACAGGACAAGUGCCCCUUCAAGGAGCAGGCCUCUCAGCCCAAUUUCGCUGGUGGCGGUACCAGCAACAAGGACUGGUGGCCUGACCGGCUGAAGCUCAACAUCCUGCGCCAGCACACCGCUGUGUCUAACCCGUUGGAUGCUGAUUUUGACUAUGCCGCCGCAUUCAAAAGCCUCGACUACGAGGCCCUGAAGAAGGACCUUCGUGCCCUGAUGACCGACUCGCAGGACUGGUGGCCCGCCGACUUCGGUCACUACGGAGGUCUCUUCAUCCGGAUGGCCUGGCACAGCGCCGGAACCUACCGUGUCUUUGACGGUCGUGGAGGUGCUGGUCAGGGCCAGCAGCGGUUUGCCCCCCUGAACAGCUGGCCCGACAAUGUCAGUCUGGACAAAGCUCGCCGUCUGCUCUGGCCCAUCAAGCAAAAGUACGGCAACAAGAUCUCGUGGGCCGAUCUGCUAAUCCUCACCGGUAACGUCGCCCUGGAGUCUAUGGGUUUCAAGACCUUUGGCUUUGGUGGAGGUCGUCCAGACACCUGGGAGGCGGACGAGGCCACUUACUGGGGACGAGAGACCACCUGGCUGGGCAACGACGCGCGGUACGAGAAGGGAUUUGCUGGAUCGGAUAAGCGUGGCACCCUCAUCGCCGACGAGGAUUCACACAAGACCACCCACUCGCGGGAGCUCGAGACCCCUCUGGCCGCCGCCCACAUGGGUCUGAUCUAUGUCAACCCCGAGGGACCCGAUGGUAACCCGGAUCCCGUGGCGGCCGCUCACGAUAUCCGUGUCACCUUUGGCCGCAUGGCUAUGAACGACGAGGAGACAGUCGCCCUCAUUGCUGGUGGCCACACCUUUGGCAAGACCCACGGUGCUGCUCCUGCGGACAACGUCGGCAAAGAGCCCGAAGCCGCCGGCCUGGAAGCCCAGGGCCUCGGUUGGGCGAACAAGCAUGGCUCCGGCAAGGGUCCCGACACUAUCACAAGCGGACUCGAGGUGACCUGGACCAAGACCCCCACCCAGUGGAACAAUGACUUCCUCGAGUACCUGUUCAAGUUUGAGUGGGAGCUCACCAAGAGUCCCGCCGGCGCCCACCAAUGGGUUGCCAAGAACGCGGACGAGAUCAUUCCCCACGCCUACGAUGCCUCCAAGAAGCGCAAGCCCACCAUGCUCACCACCGACUUGUCGCUCCGCUUCGAUCCCGCCUACGAGAAGAUCGCCCGCCGCUUCCUCGAGCAUCCGGACCAGUUCGCCGAUGCCUUCGCCCGUGCCUGGUUCAAGCUCACCCACCGUGACAUGGGCCCCCGCGUCCGCUACCUCGGCCCCGAGGUUCCCAGCGAGGUGCUGGUCUGGCAGGACCCUGUCCCCGCCGUCAACCACCCGCUCGUUGAAGCUUCCGACAUUGCCACGCUCAAGGACGAGAUCCUCGCCUCCGGGGUGCCUCCUAGAAGCUUCAUCUCCACCGCCUGGGCCGCCGCCUCCACCUUCCGCGGCAGCGACAAGCGCGGCGGUGCCAACGGCGCACGCAUCCGUCUGGCCCCGCAGCGCGACUGGGAGGUCAACAACCAGCCCUGGCUGCGCGAGGCCCUCUCCGCGCUGGAGGCUGUCCAGUCGCGCUUCAACUCCCGCGGCGACGGCAAGAAGGUCUCGCUCGCCGAUCUCAUCGUCCUGGCUGGCUGCGCUGCCGUCGAGAAGGCCGCGCAGGACGCCGGCCACCCGAUCAAGGUGCCGUUCACCCCCGGUCGCAUGGACGCCUCCCAGGAGGAAACGGACGUUCAGUCGUUCAGCCACAUGGAGCCCUUCGCCGAUGGCUUCCGCAACUUCGCCAAGGGCCCCGCCCGCCCGCGCGCGGAGCACUACCUCGUCGACAAGGCCCAGCUGCUGGAGCUGUCUGCACCCGAGAUGACCGUCCUCGUCGGUGGUCUGCGUGUGCUCAACACCAACUACGAUGGCUCCGCGCACGGCGUCUUCACCUCCCGUCCUGGAGCCCUGUCGAACGACUUCUUUGUGCACCUGCUGGACAUGAACACCGCGUGGAAGGACGCCGGGAACGGCGAGCUGUUCGAGGGAAGCGACCGCAAGACUGGUGGCAAGAAGUGGACGGCUACUCGUGCAGACCUGGUCUUCGGCUCGAAUGCUGAGCUGCGUGCCAUUGCAGAGGUGUACGCGAGCAACGAUGGUGAUAUGAAGUUCGUCAAGGACUUUGUGGCGGCGUGGAACAAGGUUAUGAACCUGGAUCGGUUUGAUCUGAAGGGCAAGCAGACUAUUCCCGCUCGUUUGUGA